This is a messenger RNA of Paramecium pentaurelia, 2277 nucleotides long. The record is from the annotation of a GenBank genome assembly. Lineage: Eukaryota; Ciliophora; Oligohymenophorea; Peniculida; Parameciidae.
AUGAAUUACAUUAAAUUGAAUGAAAUAUUAGUGAGGGUAUCAAUCAAAAAUAUAUCACUCAAUUAGUGCAUUGAUAAUUUUGAUUAACUUUAAAGGAUUCAUAAUCUUAAUAUAUCAAGUCAAUAAUAAAAAGCACAAUAGCUGAUUAAGGAUUAAAAAUUAUUAAGUUUAUUAACAAAACGAGAGAAAAAUAAAAAAAUAAAGGGAUUUAAUAAUAAAAAAAAGGUAUAAAUAUAUAAUUAUAUAUAAGAUAAAUAAUAGGAGAAAAAUAUAAAAAACCUUAAAUAAUCUCAUAAAAAUGGAUAUAUUGAACGAGCAAAAUCAAGAGAAUUAUAAUUUGAUUUAGUAGAGGUUGGAAUUUAUCAAAAAUUAUAAUAACUAUUUGAACAAUAAUGAUAAACAAUAAAUUAUUAAUCUUUAAAUGUUAGAAUUUAGUGAUUUCUUGAUUGAAAGCGAAACUUAAAAUUCAUAAUAUUAUAAUUAUAAAGGUACAUAUUAAAAAUAUUAUCAAAGCGAUUGUGUUAGAUAAAAUGAAGAGAUUUUAAGAAGCAUUGGAGUAUUAUGAUAUAGCUAUUCAGAAAAACCCAGAAAAAGCAGAGUAUUAUUAUGGAAAAGGUAUAAUUUAAUGAUGUAUAUUUUUGUUUAGCGAUUGCGUUAGAAAAAAUGAAUAGAUUUGAAGAAGCAUUGGAGUAUUAUGAUUCAGCUAUUCAGAAAAACCCAGAAAAUGCAGAGUAUUAUUAUGGCAAAGGUAUCAUGAUCAUGAAUAUCUAGCUGAUAAUCUAGAGAAUAUGAAUAGAUUUGAAGAAGCAUUGGAGUAUUAUGGUUUAGCUAUUCAUAAAAACCCAGAAAAUGCAGAUUAUUAUUAUGGCAAAGGUAUAAUUUAAUGAUGUAUAUUUUUGUUUAGCGAUUGCCUUAUUUAAAAUGAAUAGAUUUGAAGAAGCAUUUGAGUUUAAUGAUUCAGCUAUUCAGAAAAAUCCAGAAAAAGCAGAUUAUUAUUAUGGCAAAGGUAUAAUUUAAUGAUGUACAUUUUUGUUUAGCGAUGGCCCUAAAAUAAAUGAAUAGAUUUGAAGAAGCAUUGGAGUAUUAUGAUUCAGCUAUUUAGAAAAACCCAGAAAAUGCAGAGUAUUAUUAUGGCAAAGGUAUCAUUAUCAUGAAUAUAUAGCUGAUAAUCUAGAGAAUAUGAAUAGAUUUGAAGAAGCAUUGGAGUAUUAUGAUUUAGCUAUUCAGAAAAACCCAGAAAAUGCAGAUUAUUAUUAUGGCAAAGGUAUAAUUUAAUGAUGUAUAUUUUUGUUUAGCGAUUGCCUUAUUUAAAAUGAAUAGAUUUGAAGAAGCAUUGGAGUUUAAUGAUUCAGCUAUUCAGAAAAAUCCAGAAAAAGCAGAUUAUUAUUAUGGCAAAGGUAUAAUUUAAUGAUGUACAUUUUUGUUUAGCGAUGGCCCUAAAAUUAAUGAAUAGAUUUGAAGAAGCAUUGGAGUAUUAUGAUUCAGCUAUUUAGAAAAACCCAGAAAAUGCAGAGUAUUAUUAUGGCAAAGGUAUCAUAAUCAUAAAUAUAUAGCUGAUAUUUUAGAGAAUAUGAAUAGAUUUUAAUAAGCAUUCGAGUAUUAUGAUUUAGCUAUUCAGUAAAACCCAGAAAAAGCAGAUUAUUAUUAUGGCAAAGGUAUAAUUUAAUCAUGUAUAUUUUUGUUUAGCGAUUGCAUUAUAUAAAAUCAAUAGAUUUGAAGAAGCAUUCGAGUAUUAUGAUUUAGCUAUUCAGAAAAACCCAGAAAAAGCAGAUUAUUAUUAUGGCAAAGGUAUAAUUAAAUGAUGUACAUUUUUGUUUAGCGAUGGCAUUAAAAUAAAUAAAUAGAUUUGAAGAAGCAUUGGAGUAUUAUGAUUCAGCUAUUCAAAAAAACCAAGAAAAAGCAGAUUAUUAUUAUGGCAAAGGUAUAAUUUAAUGAUGUAUAUUUUUGUUUAGCGAUUGUGUUAGAAAAAAUGAAUAGAUUUGAAGAAGCAUUGGAGUAUUAUGAUACAGCUAUUCAGAAAAACCCAGAAAAUGCAGAUUAUUAUUAUGGCAAAGGUAUAAUUUAAUGAUGUAUAUUUUUGUUUAGCGAUUGUGUUAUUUAAAAUGAAUAGAUUUGAAGAAGCAUUGGAGUAUUAUGAUUCAGCUAUUCAGAAAAACCCAGAAAAAGCAGAUUAUUAUUAUGGCAAAGGUAUAAUUUAAUGAUGUAUAUAUUUGUUUAGCGAUUGUAUUAAUUAUGAUGAAGGGAUUGUUAAAUAUCUCAAUGAAAUAUAUGAGAUGA